AUGACGGAAUUAGCCGAACGGCUAAGUGCACAAGUCACACAAUUAGUAAUAAUCCGGCAUUUCGACCGGGAAAGCAUCGAGCAGGCGCUGAAUCUGGUCAGAAGGCGUAACGACCUUAUCACGUGUCCAAAAGAUGCGUGCAUGGUUUUUGAGUAAGUGGAAAACAAAAAAUCCAAAGAAAAAUGGUUGAAACUGAAAUUGUUUGGGAAAAAAUUAAGGAAAACUGGACAAAGUUAGAUUUUUCAAAUGCAAUUUUUUCCACAUUUUCUAUAUCAACGACCUGUUCCAGACACCUCUUGUACGGCCUAAUUCUGCUGAACGAGAUCGACAAGCGUCAAUCGAAGCGACUGUUGCCCGUGUACGCACUGGCGGCCCAGCAGAACCCGGCGAAGGAGCAGUUGGGCAAAGUGAUUCUGCGAGUGCUGCUCUCGAUUCCGAUGAUGGUCCAGUCGCGCUGGGACCUCUUCACGCUCUUGUACGCCGCCCGCCUUUUACCCGAUGUCCCCGAUCCGUUUUUCGCGGAGCUUGAAGCCUGCUCGGUGGAUCAAGACCUCUCGGCGCGAUGCUCGGCCGCCAUUUUAAACCUUUCCGUCGAUGAGAAAUAUUGCGAUCGAGUCGCCGGAAUGAUCUAUCGUGGAAUGGUCUCGCCGUCGCAAGCGCAUCGAAAUAACGUGCACCGUAACUGGUUCUGCCGAAUAAUCAAUAAUAAGCACGCGAAGCGGUGCGUCGAGAAGAUAUUGUCGUUGUGUCGGACGGAAGUCGAACAGGCGCUCGCCUUUAUGUGGCCCGUCACUUUUCGCGAGCUCUCCGGAAUCACUUGUACGGAUUUGCAAUGGAAGUGCGUGCUCGAGGACGAACCGUUCGAGCGCAUCACUUUUGUGCACAUGGCCUACUAUUCGGUGCUGCUGUCGAUUAAGUGCCAGGGCAGUCAGGUUGGGCCUUUUUAUUCUUUUAUUUUUCGAUAAAACGCAUAGCCACGCGCCCCUUUUUUUGCACAAAAAUACGGAUUUUUAGGUGAAAGUGAAGCUGCCGAAAGAUGAUGUCGUGCUGACACGUGGCAUCGAGUAUCACGUGCCGAUGGUGGCGAAACAGGCGGUGCUCGUGUGCUCCGCCUACAAAUUCUACCCGCCGAACCUCGAAAAGACGAUAUUGUCGGAUGCGGUGCUGAUCCGGAAUCCGGCGGUGACCGAUCUGAUCGACGACGAGAUGCUCAAAUCGUUCAGCAAAGAGGGACAAUAUCUGUUUCCGAAGGAACGCCUCAAAUUGCGUUGGGAAAUGGGUCAGAAACUGUGCGAAGCGUACGAGAUGGUCAAACACUAUCCGGCGACGGACGACGGAAAUCUCAAAGUCGAGGUCAACAUGCACUCGGAGAUCAACGCCAUCAAGACGUUGCAGCGCUUCUUCAAAAUUCAGAGUACGGGUUUUUUCUAAAGAGUUUUGGGGGAACAUCAGGGCUGGCCACUUGGACUUGAAUAGGAGUAUUUUGGACCGAAAUUUCAAAUCGAUCCGAUAAUCUGGUCCCGAGAUAUGUGGCCUAGAGCCCGAAAUGACCGGGGUUUUGCGAAAACUUUGGCUUUCUCGGCCUCUGAUCCGCAUAUCUCGGGACCAGAUAAUAGAAUCGGUCUGAAACCUGGGCACAAUGUACUUCAAUCCAUGUCGAAGAAGUUUGCAAAGAUUGGGUCCCAUCGGACCAUUGAUUAUUGCAAAAAAGUAAAAAACCGGGCUCCUUUACAAAAAAUCCAAAAAUUCUCAAAGUUUUGCAGGUCCAACCGAAGUGUACCCGUCGGUGGCGGCCGUAAUGGAGACGCUCUCGUCGCAGAACAUUGACGAGCGUCUUUUCUGCCAAAAAGUGUUCGUCAUCGUGGACAUUGUGCUGAAACAGUACGCGGAUCACAAAUUCUCGCGACUCAUCACCACACAAUUCAUAUUUCAGGCGAUCACUCGGAUUCCGUUGAGGGUAAGCAACACGUUUGUCUAGAAAUUAUCACAAAAAUUUGCAGGCCGUAGUGGAUUACGUGGGCGAAAAGCUGAAGAAACAGUGCAAAGAGGACGUGCUGUUCCGCGAGAAAAUCUUCCGAAUGGCGCUGGAUUUGUUGCAAACGGAAGAGGACAACGCUCGGCCGCUCUCCCUCAUGCACUGCUUCACGAGUACCGCGCAUCUCGAGAGGCACAAAGUCACGCAAGUGUGGCAAACGAUCAAAACGGUGCGGGUGGGCGAGAAGAAGCGGAAGAUGAGCGAGAUGCUCGCCAAAGUCGUCCAGAGCAGCGAAAUUGACAUUUGUGAGCGUCUUUCUUUUUUAGAAAUUUUUUUUUUUGAUUUUUAGACGCGAAAGACCUGCACGACAUGAUAAUCUGCUCGCUGGCCUUCAAACCCGACGAGUUCGACGUCGAAUCGACGCAGCUGUUCGUGUCGGCCGUCUCGAGAUUUCUAAAGUUCCGGAAUGAAACCGACCGGGUCCUUCUCAUCCAAGUCAUCCAUCGACGGCCCGAACUCGUUCAAUUGGUACGGAAAAAGCAAUGUUGCGAUUAGAAAUUCUAAAAAAUCGACAUUGUCCAGAUCGACGAGAUCCUCUCGACGUCGCCCUCGUCGUUCACCAAGUCCUCGCUGCACAUGGUCCUCUACCUGUUCACCCGUUUCUACGUGGGCACUCCAAAGUUCUACCACGAACAGCACUUGCGCAUCAUCGCCCGAAUCGUCAACUUCUGCCACUGGGCCGUGCGAAAGUACCACGCGGAGCCGAUGAUUGUGAGCAUUGCCGUCGACGCGAUCGCCGGCUACUUUCCGUGGAGCUAUGUGCGAGAGAGCGCACUUUCAAAGGAGCCGAAGGUGCCCGAGGACGCUGUGGAGGCACUCAUUCACAAGCACCUCCAUCACCAUCGAUACUGGUACAUUUUUCUCCGGAAAACUGGUUUGUUUUGGCGCAAAUUUCUCAAUUUUCUUGCAGGCAACUUCUCCACGAUCACGACAAAUCGCCGGAACAAAUAGUGACGGUCGAGGAUUUGGAGCAGUUGCCGGCCGCCGAGUUCAUUGUGCGAAUUCUCAAAAAUCCGAGUCAAGGUGAGUGGAAAUUCUGAUUUGUAGCCGAAAAAAUCGAUUUUUUUUCAGAAACGCUAGAGGAAAUGGCGAAAGAGUUCAAGGAGAUGUUGCGGACGCAGAAAUCGUUCGAACAAAUGCACGCGAACUAUUUGGCGUUCGGAAUGUUGAUCGACAAAUCGCUGGAAAUGAUGAAGGACGCGAUCGCGAAUAAAGUCAAAGGUGAGCAGGAAUUUUCGGAAUUUUUGAGCAUUUUUUGAAAAUUGGCAUAAACCCUUGACGGUUAUGGGUACAGGGCAUUUUUUGAAAAUUGGCAUAAACCCUUGACGGUCACGGGUCCACCGCAUUUUUUGAAAAUUGGCAUAAACCCUUGACGGUCACGGGUUCAAGGCAUUUUUUAAAAAUUGGCAUGGACCCUUGAAGGUCAUGGGUACAGGGCAUUUUUUGAAAAUUGGCAUGGACCCUUGACGGUCACGGGUCCAAGGUUUUGUAUUUUUUUUUUGUCCUUCAUCCCUGUAAUUUUCAGACCCGGUGUGGAAGAAUCGAAUUCCGACGAGACGGCUCGUGGAGACGCUCAUCGACGCCUCGGAACACUUUGAUAUGACGAUCGAUUCGGACUCGUCGACGGCGUACACGAAUCAGUGGCACGGGAAAGUGAUUGGAAAAUUGAAAGUGCUCCGCGCGUGCUACAUUUUUCUAUAA
This is a messenger RNA of Caenorhabditis sp. 36 PRJEB53466, 3736 nucleotides long. Lineage: Eukaryota; Metazoa; Nematoda; Chromadorea; Rhabditida; Rhabditidae. The record is from the annotation of a GenBank genome assembly.